Messenger RNA from Plectropomus leopardus (leopard coralgrouper), 990 nucleotides. RefSeq names its product trace amine-associated receptor 13c-like. Gene Ontology annotation, biological process: G protein-coupled receptor signaling pathway. Gene Ontology annotation, molecular function: trace-amine receptor activity. Gene Ontology annotation, cellular component: membrane. NCBI's taxonomy places the organism in Eukaryota, Metazoa, Chordata, Actinopteri, Perciformes, Serranidae. The record is from RefSeq and is a predicted model, not a curated record.
AUGGAGCUUCUGGAAGGAAGUGAACUCUGCUUUCCACAACUCCUCAACACCUCCUGCAGGAAGCCAAAGCAUCCGCUCACCGAGGCUGCACUUAUUUUCAGUCUGCUGUCCUUCAUCUCUCUGCUCACUGUGAUUCUCAACCUGCUGGUCAUCAUCUCCAUCUCACACUUCAAGCAGCUCCACAGCCCCACCAACCUCCUCCUCCUCUCUCUGGCUGUCUCAGAUUUCUUCGUGGGCCUCUUCAUGUUUUUUGAGAUGUUCCUUACAGACGGCUGCUGGUUAUUUGGUGACAUCAUGUGUAUUCUGCAUCUGUAUCUAUCAUAUAUUAUCACCUCAUCCUCAGUAGGAACCAUGGUGCUCAUAUCAGUCGACCGAUAUGUAGCCAUUUGUGACCCUCUGCAUUACCCGACCAUAGUCACAGUGAAAGGAGUAACAGUGUGUAACUGCCUUUGUUGGUUCUGCUCUGUUUUAUACAACAGUCUCAUCAUGAAGGAUAGCUUGAAACAACCAGGCAGGUAUCACUCAUGUACCGGAGACUGUGUUGUUGUCAUUCACUACAUAGCAGGAGUUGCUGACCUUGUUUUGACCUUCCUCGGCCCCGUCACCGUCAUUGUAGUUCUGUAUAUGAGAGUAUUUGUGGUGGCUGUGUCUCAGGCUCGUGCUAUGCGCUCUCAUGUUGCAGCUGUCACACACAAAAAAUCAGUCAAAGUAACUGCAAAAAAGUCUGAGAUGAAAGCAGCCAGGACUCUCGGUAUCGUCAUAAUCGUGUUUCUGAUAUGCCUUUGCCCGUUUUACUGUACCGCUCUUGCAGGCCAGGACAGCCUGUUUGGCGUCACCUCUUUCCCCAUUGAGACGUGGCUGUUCUUUUUUAACUCCUGUUUAAACCCAGUGAUCUAUGCUUUUUGCUACCCCUGGUUUCUAAAAUCUGUUAAACUCAUUGUUACAUUGAGAAUAUUUAAGCCAGACUCUUGUGAUGCCAACAUACUGUAG